UCGAUGUCAGGCGCAUCACUAAGAACAUUUCUGGAGAGCAACAAAUUCGGAAAAUGGAGUUUAAGAAAAGAACCUCCUUUGAUAAGAACCGUACAAGAGACAACAAACACAAAAGAGAUCUGGAAACUCGCACAAAAACCUGGGGCACGGUCAAGUUCAAGCCGCGGACGUAUAAGUCCAUGAAAACCGCCUUCACACCGCCAGAUCCGCAGGCCACAGCGAAACCAUGGCAGCACGUGAAGAACGAUAUAAUCGACGAUUCGGAGGAGUUGAGCCAUGCCAGCCGCCUGGAUGUGGACAGCAAGGACGCCAGGCAGUUUAUGCAGAAGCGGGAGCAGAACCAUCGGCGGAACAUUAUAGAGACCAGUCGGUCGGUGCCCACAAAGUGGGAAAGCUUCGACGAUGAGCAACAGCAGCCGUCUGCCUCUGCCAAGGGGAAUAAAAAGGAAAAGUCGAGAUUUUGGCAGUGCGACAAGUCCAAGGGCGAGCUGCCAACAGACGCCAAGAACUUCACAUUCAAGGAACGCAACUUUUUUCGCCGAAAACUAACGAUGGGUCUAACGGUGGGUGCAGUAGAUCUGGAUGCGGCCAUCAAGGAUUUGAAGAACAACUACAGCCAGAUGCAGCCAGCAGGCACGAAUAGCUUCAAGGCAAAAAACCGUAAUCCCGCUCAGAAGCGCGGAGGCAAUGGCAUUCAGAAAAGCCAAAGACCCUUCCAGAAAAAGGGUAAGGGAAAAAAUACGAGGGAGGAAUAACAGCUAGCUAUAAUUAAUUUCAAUAAAAAAAUAUAAAAUAAAAUAACAUCUAUCGGAUUUUUAUAGAUAAAACAGUAAAAUGAAUAAGACAAAUUAACCAUAAACUCUAUUUAGAUAUUUGUGGCAAUUUAAAACCUUAGCAGGCGGUUAAAAUUUGGACUAGAAUUUUCCGACCCUAUAAAUCAU
Messenger RNA from Drosophila serrata, 941 nucleotides. RefSeq lists its product as uncharacterized. Lineage: Eukaryota; Metazoa; Arthropoda; Insecta; Diptera; Drosophilidae. The record is from RefSeq and is a predicted model, not a curated record.